Messenger RNA from Centropristis striata (black sea bass), 3354 nucleotides. It is a transcript of the gene atp6v0e2, whose product is annotated as ATPase H+ transporting V0 subunit e2. Gene Ontology annotation, biological process: proton transmembrane transport. Gene Ontology annotation, molecular function: proton-transporting ATPase activity, rotational mechanism. Lineage: Eukaryota; Metazoa; Chordata; Actinopteri; Perciformes; Serranidae. The transcript has 4 exons. Gene Ontology annotation, cellular component: proton-transporting V-type ATPase, V0 domain. The record is from RefSeq and is a predicted model, not a curated record. Bases 66 to 311 code for a protein of 81 amino acids.
UUAUUUCCAAGAGGACAAACAGAGAUUAAUUCUUGUAUAUUUGCGGUUUUCUGCGGACAGGAGCCAUGGUUUCUCACUCUCUCGCCCUGCCGAUGAUCUGCUUCACCACGUUAUGGGGGCUGGUGGGCGUCGUUGCUCCGUUUUUAGUACCGAAAGGACCCAACCGGGGUGUGAUUGUCACCAGUCUCAUCCUCACAGCGGUCUGCUGCUACUUGUUUUGGCUGGUCGCCAUUCUGGCCCAAACCAACCCUCUGUUCGGCCCCCAGCUGAAGAAUGCAACUAUAUUGUAUCUGCGUUACUUCUGGGAGUAAACCAGGACGGUGUGACGUGAUGCCUCUCAUCAUUCCUAUCCUGUGGUUGGCUGGACUUUAUUUCUACAUAACUCCAUUAACCGUUAAACAUUCCCACAUACACACACACAUACACAACCUGUAGAAUUGAUGAAAAGUCUUUGGAAAUAUUUACAAUUAUGUACAGUACUUAAAAUGUAAAAUUUAGCGUGUUUUAAGCCCCGUGUUGUGGGUUUUAAAACAAAGAUAGAGUUGUGACUUGGCAGGAUUCGGGAACAAAUCACAGGAAAGCAUUAAGUGUUUUUCUCUGUUACUGAUAGGAAUGAUUUCCAGUGAAACCGUUACAUCAUCUGUUAGGAGUAGAUAUUAAUCUCCCCUCUCUGAAAUGUGCAAUCUUUAAGUACUUUAGUUUACUUUGUGUUUGUUUACAUUUUUUUGGCUUUGUGUUGCUGCCAUCAGGGAACAUGCAUUUUCUAAGUAUUUGUAUUUAUUUUGCCCGGGGACACUGAUGUAAGUGCGUUGUAAUUACCUCAGUGUCCACGCGGUCUUGUUAUAUAACUGUUAUUAUCUGUGAUGUAAUGGUGUGUGUGUGAGUGUGAGUGUGUGUGAAGAGUUCAUUACUGUGAGUGCUUGGACCGCGGCCAUGAGAAUCUCCCAAAACCAUAAAAGUGAAGAGCGAUUCCCUCCACUUUAGACCACUUCAGCAUGAAACUCCCUCCCACACUCCCCUCGUGCUCUACACCGCGGAGGUUCUCGUUGCCAUGGCGAUCUCAUCGCCCAAUUCAGUCCCUUUCCACUCGACCCCUUUUGAUGAAAUCCUGCCCAUUCCUCGCCUGCUUGUGUGCAGAUGUACUGUAGGUUGUACUGUCGGGACAUGUUUUUUUUGGGGGGGGGGGAUUGAGUUUGCUGGCAGCCGCUGAUAGAUCUGGUGAUAAUAUCCACUAUCUUUAAAUCUGUUUAAUCUUCUUUCCACCAAAAAAAAUCCCCUCUCAAGUUUUUUUUAUAUAACCACUCUUUACAGCAAAUUCCUCACUUAAACUUCAGCUAAUGAAUUCUUUUGGGGUUAGGAGCUCUUUAAGACAGAGUGACCCCUCACAUCUUUUCAGUCGCUGGGCAGCAGAGAAGAAAUGUUUUCCUGCUGGGAAAAAAAGUGCAUUUAACAAAAGAAAUGUUAAUUCAUUGCACGUUUUCCAGACAUUUUCAGUAGCUGUAAUCUGUUAGAAACCGCCAUCAUAUGACUGGUGGAUUCCUCUGUCUGGCUGAUGUUGAAUAUUUAAUCAAAAGCCAACAAUGUCCCAGUAUAUCAGAUCACAGUUUGUAGUUUGAUGUGUAUAGAGCUCUGUAAUUCAGUCUUGAUAUAUUGCGUUUUCAAAAAGAAACACCUAAAAUCGAAUCCUUAGAAUCUACAAAUCCUGGAGACCAAUGUUAAUCAGAGCAACACCAAUCAUUAUAAUUGUAUGUACAGCAUGUACUGUACUAAUGUAUUGCCCUAUAUGGAGCAAGUCAGCGAGCGUUCACACUACCCCCAACUGGAAAAGUCAGUCGCCCGGGUCAAGAGGUCGUGGUUAUUUCUGUUGACUGCUGUCAGUGCAGCUGAUCAUUGAAGCACCAUCCUCUCUGCAGCAGAGCUAGCAGCUAGCUGAAACCCAGUCAAUGGGCAGAGAAGCAGGAUGGUAAAUGUGCUUUAAUUUGACAGGGUCCAGACCUUUGAAACCGCCCACUUUCCCGAGUGGACUGAUUCAUCUGGCAUCAUGACAUGAAACAGCAGUUUCUUGGCUGGUAAGCAAAUGAUCCCAUCCAAGAUGCUGCUGUCAAGGCUGCUCUAAAUCAAUUAAAAAAGUACCAGUUAGUUUGAAAGUAGAGUCCAACCGGUACUGGAUUUUAGUGGUUAUUCGCAAUAUUAGGAAGGAAGAUAUUCUGAAAUAUUGUAUAUAUAUACAUGUAACAUUACCUCCACACUCUUAUUUAUGUUAUAACGUGCAGGUAGAAUGCACUGAGUAGUUUAAGUUUGCUUUUCCAUUAUGCAAAUGUUACUUUUCUUGACGCCAGCUGUUGGACGCUACGGUGACUUUAAGCUCUUGUCCCCUGUGCUGAAUGACACGAUAGAGUUGACUUGCUGUACUGUUUGCUUCGGAUUGUAAGUCAUAGCGCACUCUGCUGGACGAACUAAGUCAUGACAACAUUUCUGAUUUACCCCUAAAAAUUAGUUUUCAUAUCAGGCAUAUCAGACAACAUUUGCACCAAUACGAUAUAUUUGUGAUCAACCAAUAUCAGCCAAUAAAAUCGUCUGCACGAUUCAUUGGUUUGGCUCUUCUAGUGAAGGCAGUGUCGACUAAGGGCUCGAAUAUACUUGCUUUUAACUAUGACUUCAGCCUUGCCUAUCCCGCAGUGGUGUGGAGCGUUACGUGCCCAUAACAUGCAACAUGCAAAUAAGCGCUAAAAUAUUGAUGAUUUUGAUGGUUUCCAUUUGUCGCAUAGGCAAAACGAGAGACACAUUUGAAGUCUUAUGUACCAUCUAUGAUGGAGUGGCUUUCACCUUUUACAUCACCAUUAUCUGAGAAUUAACAUUAGAUCAGCCUCCUAGAGUGUUGGCAUGUUUGUUUACAUUACACCAUGCAGGUUCGGAAGCUCUACCUCUGCGUUUUAUUUGAGCUUUUACAUGGUUUCAUUUAUGUGGUGCUCCCUCUAGAGGAAUCCUCCAGUAACACACGUUGUACAUGGGAAAGUUUGUGAACAUUUACGUUCAGGUUGUCAAUGCGUAUGCAUGGUUCAAUAGGAAGUUUAUUUGAGCCCUUAAAAUGUCAAAUAUAUGUCUAUUGAUUGGUCAGAAAUUGGUUUGAGUGGUGGCAAUGACACACUGAAGAUGCUAUAAUUCUGUUUGAUGAAGGAAAAUGCUUCAUAGCUGUCUGAACAUUAAAACACACUCGGAACAGGUCAUAAAUUGAAGUCGCAGACAGACCAAACUUUAUGGUUGUUCUUGGGUACAUAUGUACAUAACUUGGCUUCCAUAACUGGCUGCUUCUUCUGAUAUUUUUUAACAUUAGCUUUAAGACUCUCAAGCAAG